This is a messenger RNA of Melampsora larici-populina 98AG31, 375 nucleotides long. RefSeq lists its product as uncharacterized. The record is from RefSeq and is a predicted model, not a curated record. The transcript has 5 exons. NCBI's taxonomy places the organism in Eukaryota, Fungi, Basidiomycota, Pucciniomycetes, Pucciniales, Melampsoraceae. Bases 1 to 375 code for a protein of 124 amino acids.
AUGCGUUUCUCACAAUUAGUAAUUGCCGCUGUCCUAGCUGUCGCAAUCUCUGCCACCCCCGCUCAAAAGGACUUGAGUGCCAGUGAUGCAGCAUUGCAAAGACGAUCUACUGCGGGCAACUUAUUCGAAAGGAGCCGCUCUCACAAUAGCAAAUGCGGGGCCUGUGACCCUUCUGAAUGCAUUGACAAUCCACAAUGCAAAGCUGACGGAUGCUGUCGACCCCGAAGUGAAAGACGAGCUACGGCAGACCCGAUAUUUGAAAAGAAACCGUCUGGCGGAGAUAAAUGCGCGACCUGUGACAGUUCUGAAUGCAAGUCCGUUUCAUCAGGAUGUGUAAAUUUGGGCUGUUGUCAUCCCAGACAUGGUGUGCCAUGA